Messenger RNA from Selaginella moellendorffii, 1901 nucleotides. RefSeq lists its product as uncharacterized. Lineage: Eukaryota; Viridiplantae; Streptophyta; Lycopodiopsida; Selaginellales; Selaginellaceae. The transcript is spliced from 3 exons. The record is from RefSeq and is a predicted model, not a curated record. Bases 27 to 1505 code for a protein of 492 amino acids. Gene Ontology annotation, molecular function: protein binding.
UGUAGGGCUUGAUCUUUCUUGGAGCGAUGGAUUGGUCCGCGCUGCCGCUCGACGUCUUCCUCCAGAUCUUCCGGUACCACGCCCUCGAUUUCCUCUUCUUGCUGGCGAUCUCAGGCGUGUGCAAGACCUGGCGCGCUCACACCGCCUGGAUCGGCACGCUCGUCGUGCGAUGGCCGCCGGUGGAAGAUCGCCCCCAAUUCGACAACCAGGGCGCUAUGAUCCAGAAGGAGCGCCGCCGAAUCUGUGGCAACCAUGGGGUGGAGCUCCACCUCUGCGAUUGCGUCCACGACGCCAUCUCCAGCGUCAUCGCGCGCCUCCGCAAGGUCUGGUACCUGGAUCUUUGCUGCACAGAGAUUUGCCCCCGCGGACCCACGGCAGUGCAAGUCGCCAAGCUCCGCGACGCCGACUGGGCCAAGGUUGUCAAGUCGCUACUCCAUCUCGAGCUCGCGGCCGGGGUGGUGGAUUCCAGGGCCAUGAAUCACAUCCUCCAGUGCAGCGAUCUCCGCGAGCUACGGCUUGUGAGUUUCGAGUUCGCGGAUGGAUUGGAGUACCCGCUGCUCGGGGAUGCCGGCGAGUUCUCGAGCUCCAGCGGCGUUUUGGAGAAUCUCUGCCGGCUUUACAUCCUCACGUCCUCCAUGCAAGAGGAGGCGCUCAAGAGGUUCCUGGAGCGCUGCCCGGAGGUGGAGGAGAUCGAGCUCAACGCUUGCGGCGCCAAAAGCGAGAGGGAGUUCAACUUCGAAGCUCCCACCAACUUACACGACUAUGAUCUCAAGCUCACGUCCUUUAGCCGGUUCAAGAGGGUGAGAGCUGCUGGUGCUCGGCGGCUGGAGAUUCUUGGGGGCCAGCUCUUGAUCCUGGAGGAGGCGGAGUGUGUCGAGGAACUGGCGGUGCUGCCCGUGUACAUAGAAUUCGCGGAGCCCGAAGCCAUGAAGAACUUCUGGAGGCUGACGCUCAAGGGGAGCUUUUGGGAAGUCCAUGAAGCUAUGUCGGCUUGCCAGACGGCUCCCACGACCAAGAGGCUUUGUCUGGACGAUGAUUUUGGAGUCUACUUCUUCCCGUACGUGCAGAGAGAUGAAAACGACGACUCGGUCGAGUGCUACAAGCUUUUCUCGCUCAUGUUUCGGGGAGGUUCUCUGGAGGAGCUGGAACUCAAGUAUGGUUUCCUUUGCCGGAUGUGGCUAAACGAGCAACAGGAAGACCUGAGUGAGCUUCUACCGAAAAUGCCAAAGAUUGAGAUCCUCGUUCUCGACCUCCACGUACGUCCCGAGAAGGAGCCCAACAUUCCGAGGUUUGCAGAUUCAGUCGAGUCGCUCAUCAACUCUUGCAACAUGGAUUGGAUCUCGCUAAGCUUCGGCGGGGACAACAACGAGGACGUCAACUUCCACCGGGAGUGUUUUGACAAGGAGCUGUUUUCUUCGGUUGUACAGAAUGUUGUGCGCCAUGGAAACCCCGGACCUUGUCCCGAGGACGUACGCCUUCAGCAAAACUCGGAUGUUAAGCGCUAGAGUUUUGCUAUUUACACACACACACACACAGAACCAGGUAUUUGGCUUCAAAAUCAAGUUGAUUCCAGCAUAUCCAAAGCUUAUGUGAAGACGGCAUCACGAAGGUUCACGCAACAUGCUAGCUAGAGGCCAACGAUUGACGAGAGUUAACUAGCAGCGAUAGCACUGGAUUAAUCGGCUCUGAAACCUCUUGGGUGAGUUCCACAUAUAUAUUUAUCUUAUCUUCUCGGCAACUUAGGAGAGCAUUCGUAUAUGAGAUUGUUAUUUUAGUCUAGGAUUACGUGCCUGAAACGUCGUCAUUGCUCUAACACGCAAAGGAAUGAUCCGGAAACUUGGGGACUCUGGUGAAUAAUAUAUAUGGUCAUUCGAAUGUGACCUUGUUUAUCUUGACGCGAA